UAUUCAUCUCGCUAAUACCCAGUUGAUUCAUACUUGAAAUGCGAACUCAUUCAACUAAAUCACGUUAAAUACAAAAUCGGAUCGCCUUUAAAACUUGUAAACUAGGACGCGCUGUUAAGUACUUGAUCAAUUCUACCUUGAAUCACCGUUUUUUUUCUGUAUGUGUUUUUAGAUAUCAGAAGUAAAGUGUUAAAUAGGGCACAUCAUUUGGUUCCUGAUGGAGUCUAUCUUUACACUAUAUAUCUGUGCCUGUGUGGCGUUCUGGGGUCCAGGACUUGUUACCGGAAGUAAAGUGCUCCUGGUAUCCAUGGAUGGUUUUCGAUGGGACUACAUUGAGCGUGCAAGGACACCAAACUUUACGGAGUUCGCCAAAAUGGGCAGCCGGGCGGAAUACCUUACCGGCGUUUUCUCUUCUAAAACAUUCCCCAGUCAUUACACCAUUGCUACUGGCUUAUACGAGGAGAACCAUGGUAUCGUUGGCAACUACAUGUACGACCCGACAACCCAACGUACUUUUUCGCCCCGGAACGCAAAGGAGAACGAGUGGUGGGGCGGGGAGCCGAUCUGGGUUACGGCGAGAAGACAAAGCCUCAAGACCGCGGUUUACAAUUGGGCUGGGAGCGAAGCGGAAAUCAUGGGAUACCGGCCGAAUUUCUAUACGGCUUACAACAAGUCCAUCCCGUUUUCGGAACGUCUGGAUACGGUGAUCGAGUGGUUGACGAAUACUUCAUUUGCGGUAGAAUUGGUACUGCUGCACUUUCAAGAGCCAGAUAGCACGGGGCAUGAUUUCGGGCCUUAUGGAGCUGAGACGCUUGCAAAGGUGGAAGAGAUGGACGGAGUCCUGGAAGACCUCGUUUCAAGGUUUGACGCCGCCAAUCUCUGGUCGUCCGUCAAUGUGAUUGUCACCAGUGACCACGGUAUGGCCAACACAUCGGACCAGCGUAUGGUAGACAUACUUGAUUAUGUCGAUCACAAUGCAAUAAAGGAGACGCCGACGCUUGGCGCCGUGGUGAAUCUUCUGGUUAUGCCGGAUAUGCGAGAUGAAGUGUACCGGAACCUCUCCAAGGCGCCCCACAUGUCUGUGUACAUGAGAGAGGACGUCCCAACUCGGUUUCACUUCUCAAACAACCCCCGCAUACUCGACAUAGUGGCCAUUGCGGAUGAAGGAUGGACUAUUGUCAUGAAUGCCUCCGAGUACUGGUACGCCUCCGACCAGGGUGGACACGGGUACGAUAAUGAGCUAAUGUCCAUGAAGCCGAUCUUCUACGCCCGGGGUCCGGACAUUAAGGUUGGCUACACCUCAGCAACUUUCAACCUUGUGGACAUCUACCCGCUCGUCUGUGAACUGCUCAACGUGACGGCAGCGCCUAAUAAUGGCUCAUUGGACGUCGCCGCAACCAUCCUAAACAGACCAGUAUCAGAAGCUGUUCAAGAACGAUCCAACUAUGUUUUUUGGCUUCUAGUACUCUUUGUUUCAUCAUUUUGCAAUAUGCAUUGACUUCAUGAUUAAUAAUAACAUUAACAUUUACUUUCAAACCGCCUUGAGUGCAUCCUUUGGAACUUUUCACAACCCUGAUUCCGGAGCAAGGAUCUGAGAGUCCAAAGGGUUACUUUGUGUAUAUUAAUUAUGUGGAUGAACACAUAUAGAAAUAAUGUAUUCGCAUAGAAACAAUGAGUAUAGGACUUAUAAUGCGAAAGAGAAAUAUAUAUAUAUAUAUUUCGUUAUAACAACUAAUUCUAAAAUGACAUGUAUCCAGAGUUUAAUUUGAUAUUUUAAUGUGUUUUUGGUUCUAACAUAAGCUAUACAAUAAAUAUUAAAGUCAGAGUUAUGGGCCUUGCUCAACAUGAGCUUGUUGGCUCUCGAAACAUGUGUACAAAGUUUAUUCGAAUAAAUUGACCGAGUGUU
Messenger RNA from Mya arenaria, 1906 nucleotides. RefSeq names its product bis(5'-adenosyl)-triphosphatase enpp4-like. Bases 218 to 1498 code for a protein of 426 amino acids. The transcript has 4 exons. The record is from RefSeq and is a predicted model, not a curated record. NCBI's taxonomy places the organism in Eukaryota, Metazoa, Mollusca, Bivalvia, Myida, Myidae.